Lytechinus pictus (painted urchin) is the source of this 5782-nucleotide messenger RNA. Its product is annotated as cation-dependent mannose-6-phosphate receptor-like. The coding region runs from base 824 to 1609 and encodes 261 amino acids. The transcript is spliced from 8 exons. Gene Ontology annotation, cellular component: trans-Golgi network. The record is from RefSeq and is a predicted model, not a curated record. NCBI's taxonomy places the organism in Eukaryota, Metazoa, Echinodermata, Echinoidea, Temnopleuroida, Toxopneustidae.
AGUGCUAUCGCGAUCGCUAGCUAGCUUCUCACGUGACAAUUGGAGAAAAGAAGUCUAACUUACAUACGGAAGUGUAACACUGACAAAAUAGGCCUUCCACCAGAGAUUAUUUAUUUAGACUGCCUAAGUUUACAGGAAAUCGGCAAACUUGCUACUUGUUCACUUUCUUAAAGGCUGAAUCCUUGAAAAAAUUACGCUUUUGCAACUCAACAUUGGAAAUAAAUUCCUCUCGCCGCGGACGUCGCAUCAAGCCAAGCCCAAGGCAAGGGCCACCCGGCCGGCCCGGACUCCGCUCUCGUGUUGACUGCUACUCGCCACUCGAGUGCUCGCGCUCGCUCGCUCUGCUGCAGUGAGUGAGGAACUGAAGCUUAGCCGUAGUUUCACUGCACUGUCUUUUCUGUUUGGGAGAGGAAAUCUUUGUUAACUUGUUCCAGCAGAGAAAGACGGAAUUGGAUGAAGACUUGUCUUUAGUUAACUUGCUCAUCUAUUUGAAACUAAAUCUUAACAGCCGAGCCUGUCUGUGCAUGUGAAUUUUGAAAUUGAAGUGAAUAUAUUACUAGACUCGUUGCCUGUUUCAGUGUUUGACUUUCUUUUGCCUUGGAUUUCGUGACUGUCUGUGGACUGCAGUGCAAGCUGCACUUGAACUUCAAGUGCCACUUCUAGUUAUACUAAUUCUCGCCUAGAUCUGUGUGUGAUCCUGAUGAGCUUAGUGAUAAGGCAUCAUACUCAUUACUAGUCAUAGACGAUAACUACCAAGCAUUUAUUUAGCAACAGAACACCUUCAAUCUACAGUAACAAAGUACAUGUACUACAACAUCUCAAAAUGGCUUUCUACAGUGAACUGGGAAUAAGAAUCCUUAUUAUUCUCACAUUGUGUUUGUGCCACUGUACUGCGUAUGUAUGCAAGCAAAUCGAUGCAGAGAAGAGUAAUUGCCGUUGCCAAUUUGAUGAUCCAUCAAAUAAAGUGGUAGAUUUUACACCCAUCUCUCGCAACGAUGGUCAUCCAGAAUUUCCUUUUGAUGGAUAUAGUACUACAGCAUCGGAUUGGAACUAUGCGUUUAACCCUUGUUUUCCAUUUACUGGACCAAGCGUGUGUGCUGGGAAAGCUGUUUGUCAGCAGAAUAAGAAGACUCCUGAUACUGUGUAUAACCUAGGGGAAUCUAAGCCUACUGUGUGGAGCCCUCAAGAUGAAAACACCAUUACAGUCACCUAUACAUCAUCUGAUAAUAUAAAGACAUCACUUGUCAGCUUCAAAUGUGAUAAAAAUGCUGUCAAAAAUCCAAUUCUUGAGUUUAUUAAUGAAAACCCUACAAACAGUUAUAAUUUUAAUGUAAAGACUUGUCUUGCUUGCCUCGAAACUGUACCAGGAUGUAUCACUUCAAAAAGCAAUAGCUUAACUACUGGAGGAGUGCUGUGUAUCAUCUUUACUGUUCUGGUAGUAGUGUAUAUUGGAGGAGGGAUCCUCUUCCAAAAGUUUGGUCGAGGUGCGACAGGUAAAGAACUGAUUCCAAAUUAUGCAUUCUGGUCAGACUUUCCUGCUUUGAUCAAGGAUGGCUUUCUCUUCAUGAUAUCACCAUGUUCCAAAAACGAUGGAUAUUCGUCAAUUUGAAAAUGGCUUCAUUGAUCAUUUGGAGAUAGCAAGAGAGAGAGGAUCGUUCACCGAUAGCUGAUUUUUUGGACAAAGCAAUAGAGGACUGAGUUUGUAAUUCAAAUGUUUUUCUUCAUACAUCUUUUAAAAUCCAACAAUCCUUUAAUAUCAAUUGCCAAGGAACUUUGUGUAGUGCUAUGAAUACAUGUAUAUCUGCAUACUUGGAUGCUUUCAAUCUCUUUCUCUCUUGCUGACUCGAUCUUGUUUAAGAUACCUUGUUGUGUGACUUGAUGAAAUUCUCUUAAUGUAUCAAGGUAGACCUACCCGGUAUUAGAAAUCUAGAAAAGUGAAAUCGAAUGUGAGAAACAAGGUCAUCAUGUUAUCGACUUGGCAAACAAUGAAAUCAGAGUCGUUAAUUUAUUGAAAGUCAUUUUGUUGAACUGGAAAACAAAGGUGUAUCAAGUUAUCAAGAAGGUGAAAUUGUAUAAAUUAUUUAUCAAUAGUCAGAACAAGGUCAUUUCAUAACAUCAGGAAACAAGGAAAAUGAAAAGGCCUUUUUAAUUUAUUAAUGAAAAAUAACGAGGUCCGUGUAUAAUAAUGGAACACAAAAAAAUGUUUUUUAUUUGUGGUAAACAAACUAAGUCAAUGUAUUAUAAUGGAAUACAAAAAAGAAUGAAAUUUUCUUUUUACUUAAACAAGGUCAUUGUAUUAUAGUGGAAUACAAAAAUAAGUGAAAUUGUCUAUUUAUUAAAAAAAAGAUACAAAAAAAGUCAUUUCAUUUUCUUUUUCUGGGGGAGGGGAUUUCAAGGUUGGCAUUCAGAGGUUCAUUUUUUUCUGUAAAAUACAUCUCCAUCUUAUGUACAUGUAUGUAACUUAAAUAUUUAUUUUAUAAUUUGUUUACAAAGUGCCUUGAAAUCAGAAGUUGGCUGGAAAGAUAUUCAGGGUCUGUACGGAUAGCCUAUCACAACUUGCUGUUUUUUUAGCAUUUUUAUAUCCCUUUUGGAAAACAGCAAAUUUUGUCCAUUUAGUUUUCUCCACAGGCUUUAAGACAUGACGCAUCAAUUGCAUAGCUUUCUGACUGUGUAUGUACGAUAUAUGUUUGGUUGUCUUGUUAUUAUUGUUGAUUCCUAGGAUCCAUAUUAGAGAUCUGUUCAUUUAUUCUAUAGUCGGGUUUAUUUUCCUAUUAAAGGUUAGGAACUAUCUAUGAGAUGUAAACUUUAAAAUUUUUAAAAAGUGUAAUGGAAUUUAUUUUGAUAUCUACAUGUAUUUAAUGCUUUUAAAGCUAGCUAGUUUGUGACAUUGUUCAAGAUGAAAAAUCAAAAUCAUGAAUUCAGUUGCUAAUUUGUAUCACAGGUCAGUCAUUUGGGUCAGACAGAAAUGGCGAGAGCUUUAUAAGACCAGUACUUAAUUUAUGAUUUUGCAAUAAAGGUAUUACCGUACUGGUAAGAAAUCUUCCAGCAGGCAUGGUGACAUCACAUGAUGCUGUAGGCUUGGCCGCCCUCACUGUCUACUUGCUGGGGGCAUGUCAUUUGCUCCUGCAACAUUUGCUUCGGUCUACUCUUAAUAUCUCAGAGGGCAUAAGGUUAGAGUUUGGAUUGUAGUAUAGUUUUUGGUUUAGAAUAAUGUAAAGAUUACGAUUAUGGUUUAUUUCGUUCUGGAGGUUGGGUUUUUAUGUUUGGCUUAACGUGCAGAUUUUCUGUCAGAGCAAUUGUCAUGGAACCCUCAUUCGUUGUGUAUGGGAAACCUCAAUUAUACAAUUUCCAUGGCCCAAACCGUGAUUUACGUUAAACCAUGAUAUUAGUCUUGGCUGAACUUAUGGGAAGCUUAAUGUAUUAAAAGUUUUUAUUUACCCAGUAUGUUUCUUGUGUUUUCUGGGGUAAUUUGGAUUCCCAUGUUUUAGAUGUAAAUAGAACUAUUGAAUAUUAUUCCCACACAGUUGGAAGCUAAAUGAGAUUAUAAGUUAGUUAUAUAUUUUUAUGUCAUGUUUGGCUACCCAUAGAUACACUAUAUAUUUAUUUCGACUUUGGUUCAAAUACAAGUUCAGCAUGUGGGCUUACAUGUACAGUACAUGUACAAUACAUGUAUGUAUUUGUGUGCUUCUUUCUUUUAGAAACAAAUGUUCUUGUUCUUAGGUGUUUACGUUCAGUGCUAGUAUUGAUAUUGUAUAACAUUACUUGUUUUGUUACAGGGUGUAUCUUAGUAAUAAGAAACUUCAGCUAUUUAUUUCUGCUUGAUGAAUGUAUAGUGUGCUCAAUAUUCUGAAGGUUCAUAAUUCCAAGUCUGUUAAUCCAAAAAGGAAAAAAGUGGUAAUUAUUUUGAAGGUUUGUUCAUUGGACAAUAACUUGAGGUGUGUUAUUUUGAAUUUGGUCUGGAAAUGAAAUAAGGUUGGAAGUCUGGAAAUAAGACUAAGGUUUGUUUGUAUGAAAAUAAGAACUUUACGAACCUUACUCCAUUUUCAGACGAUCUAAGCUGUGAUUCAACAAAUCUUAUUUCUUUAUUGGAGUAACAAAUCUUCAGAAUAAGAAACCAUUAUAUUUUAAUUAAUGAACCUAUUGAACCUUCUUUUCUUUUGAUAACAAACCUUGACUCAAAUGAGGCUUCAGGGUAUGUGUACCUGUGGAAUAAUGAGAUGUAACUGAAGAUACAUGGUGUAUGUAUGUCUUGUUUAUUAUUUAGCUUUGAAAAGCAUUGUACUUAAAUUUAUUGGUAGGAUGUGAUAUAAAAGGCUGUAGAUGUGAAUGAAAGUGUUUGCAUUAUUAAAUUAAAUUUACUUAAGAAGCAAGACUGCACAUCAAUAUAAUAAUAUUAAUAAUAAUAUAGGGUAUUUAUAUUGCGCACAUAUCCACCUUGUUAGGUGCUCAAGGCGCUCCUAUAUUACCUGGCUAAGCUAGGCGUUCAUAGCGUAGCGCACACAGCUUUUUGAGGAAUUACUUCCUACCGAUACCCAUUUACCUCACCUGGGUUGAGUGCAGCACACUGUGGAUCAGUUUCUUGCUGAAGGAAAUUACGCCAUUCCUGGGAUUCGAACCCACGACCCUCUGUUUCAAAGUCCGUAGACUAAUCGUGCCAGAUGUAUUUGUUUGUUGUUAUAUUUUCAAACAUCGUUUCAUAGAAAUAUUUAUUAAAGAACACUUACAUGUAGGCAUCCUUAGAACUGUCAUCUUGGUAUAUUUUUUUAGUUGGUGUAUAUAUUUGCAAUAUUAGUGCAGGGUGAAUAGGAGAACUAACCAUUGGACAUUGAUGAAUUCCAAACAUAAGCCUAUUCAGUAGCAAGACCUUGAUAGUUUAGUUUUUUUUAAUACCUCCUGUAGUUUUCUUUUAAUGAUAUAUAUCGGUAUGUCUUCUCAUUUUUUGUCUUUAUGUAUAUAAUAUUGAUCCAUUACUUAAUAAUGCACUGACACUCGAAAGUCGCAAUGUUUACUUGGUGUAUUUUUGAUAACAAUCAUGGAUCUUGAUUUCUCUGUCCAAAUACUCAAUAAAAUGCUGUUUAAAAUUUGAGACUAUGCUAUUUACUUGUUCAAUUUUGCAUACAGUAGCCUAACUGUUUAAGCAACCAUGUUUAAUUUACUGAAGUUUAAAUGUUCCAUAUUAAACUUUGUCUUUUAAGAUUUCAAAUUCUUGUUCAGUUUGUUAAUCAACUGCUCUUAGUUUAUAUAGUAAAUAGCAUUAAAUAUAAAAAAGUUUUACUGUGUGAAAAUCAUAUUUGUUAUGGUUACAUUUCCCUUGUAUGAAAGGAUGGUUGAUUAUAUGUUGUGACAAGGAAAAGUUUAUAGGCCCAAAGAUGAAUUAUGAUAAUUAUCGACACAAAUUCUUCCUUUAUAUUACCUCUAUGGUCUGUUGGCUCAGUUGGUAGAGCAUCCGGCUUACAUCCAGGAGGUCGGGAGUUCAAACCCCGGCCGCGUCAGACCAAAAGAUGUUAAAAGAUAGGAGUUGCUGCUACCCUGUUUAGCGUUCAACGAUGAAGGGAUAGAGCUACGAUCAAUUUAGGCAAAAUAAUUUCCGAAGUAUUUCCAUUUCAGAUCUCUAUUCUAUAUCAAACAAUAAAAUAUGGAUAAUUCCAUUUUUUUCAUAUUAGUAGGUAAAUUUUCUACUCAAAGUGGUUUGUAUGUAGCGCCUAAGUUGGUGAAGUGCACAUUCCUUGUUUUGUAUUGCUAAUAUUUUGUUGAAAUAAAUUUUCAUCAAAUUUAAGUACAA